UUUUCAGGAUGUCGGCCGUUUCAGUGUAGAUGAGCAGAGUUGGAUCCCGGCUGCCGCUGCACUCGAGCUGUCUGCUGACCCCUGCAUGGCCAAGGAUGCAUCAGAGUAUCUCACCUCCCUCGGACUGACGGGGAAGGAGAGAACCAUCAACCGCUCCUUAUCUUCACCCACUGUGGCCAAAGUGGAGGAGUCAAAAGAAGACAAAGGCAGCUCAGUGAAGGAGCGGCUGACGCUGAACCUCAAACAGCUGGGCAAAAAGAGCCAACCCAGGAGUCACCUGCCAACAGCAACUAAAGGAGCGUCAAAGAGAAGAGACAGACUGGUGCCCUCAUCACAGACAGACAGCUUCCCUGCCUCCAGCUCAGGUGAGUCCCUGUCGAAGACCCAGAGGCAGAAACAUGUGAACCAGAGCUCUGUGAAGAGUGAACCAGAGGUGAAGACGAGGCCCAGGCACGAGGAGGAGGCCCGUUUCACCCUGAUGCUCACACCUGAGGCUGUUCUCCUGCUGCAGAGGAGGAGCGGUGAGAGGCCUCAACGUUCAGCAGUAAGAAACGCUGAGAGUGUGGCCGGUGUUUCCGGAAGUGCCACCGAUUUCAGACGCCGGAGGGAGAACAUCUCCAAAAGGCAUCAGACGCCUACGCAGAGACACAGCGCUCCGACCAGCAGGGCACCUGGGAAAAACAACAGCGUGGACGAGCUGCGAGACAUCAGCUCCAUUUUGAAAAUCUCACUUCUGAACGAGCAGCACAAGUACGACGACGUGGAGUACGAGGACGAGGGGGACUACGGUGUGGAUGAGCGAGUGGUGCUGAAAUGUACUGAGUGGCUCCGUGGGCUGGAAAACACUCCGGUGACUGUGGGGAACAGCCUGAGUAAGAGUGUGAGCGGCGUGAAAAGUUUCUAAAGGUGAAGAGAUGAGACUCCAGCUUCUAUUUCUGUGUUUGUCAGAUGUUCACUGGCCCACUUGUUUUUCAGUUGAUCACCUAUAGAUUUUAAGUCAGUCAUCGCAGCCUUUUGAGUUAUUUGCAGAGUUUUUGCACUUCAGAGUCGAAAUGACCACGUGGCUGCAAGUAAAAUGUCUUACAUGUGAUUUUGAGAUAAAUGUAUCCUACACCGAUCCGUGCUCAUUUUCUAACAAGGUGAACCAGUGUUGGUGCUUCUGAAGUGCUGGCAUACAAGUGUGUUAAAUCACUGUAAAAAGAAAUUGUUUUCCAACUUAAGAUAAUACUUCAGCUGCUAACACACAAAUUAAGUGUUUUCAAACUAAAGUUAGCAAUUGUGUUAGUAUAACUUUUUUUACUUUAAGUUGAACAAACUUUAUUUAUUUGUGUGUGACCAAUUGAAGCUAUUUUUCUAGUUGGUCACAUAAUUUUAAUUUUUCAGCUGUAAUUUCACUUUUUAAAAUCUGUAUCCAAGUGGAGGCAGAUUCUUUGUAUAGAGACGACGUGUAAUUCACCAGCACAGAAAACUGACUGUGUUGAUAAUGUGGUGGAGACUCAGACAUAUCACAGAACCUGAAGAUGUCGACUGCUCUGUUUAAUGUCUCUUCAGAUGGAAACCUAAGGGCAAAACUGUGAUAUAUCUAGAAUACUUCUAUUUGAUGGAAUGAUGCAGCUAUAAGUAGUUGAGUGCAUAAACCUCAGCCAAAGCUGAACAGUCCUACACAUGAUUGACUUGUUCACAUAGUAGACAUUUUUUUAGACUUAUUACUUCUGCAAAACUUGGUGGAAUGAUGCAAUGGGAUUCAGGGAAGACGCCAUUCAAUUUAAUAUUGGAUCAGGGGACAGAUCAAGGAAGUGCUUUCACUUUCUUUAAAGUUGUGAGAUAGUUUUUGUUGAUUUCUCAGGAAAUAGUUAAUAGAUGUUAAUGAAAGAAGCCGGAUCAUUUUAGGAGUCUGAUAUCUAUGUGUGUGGAAUUUGGUGCAGAUCCAAAUAAAAUGUAUGUCACUCUCGUUUUUCAUAAAGCAAAUAAUAAUACAUUCCUGGAUUCACCCAUUAAUUAGCAUCUGCACCAAACUUUAAUGGGUUCAUCUCAGGCCAAAGCCUCACCCCUCCACUUAGUUUGUCAGUUCAGUAGCUUUGGAUUAAACCUCCAAACAAUUAAACUUGACACAGAUGGGUAAAAACACAACCUCCUUGGUGGAGAUUAGAAAGUUCUGGGUUUGAAGAUGUCACCCAGUGUAAACACAUGCAGCUUCAAUGCAGAGGUGGGAGAUGAUACAUAUAAUAUAUGAUCAUGACAGCAUGGAAUAAGAAGAUAUUCCAACCUUAAAUCUAAUGUAAAUCAAGGAGGAAACUGAGAAGUUGAUUUUAAUUCUUUUCUGUACAUUUUUCAUUCUUCUAUAAUCAGGUGUCAAAGCAUCUGUUCUUCUUUACUUUGUGAUAAUACAGUAAUGCUUGUAAAAAAUGUUAUUAUACAAUGACAAAUCAUUUACUGGCUUUAAUAAAUGGUUUUAUAUUAUAUUUAUUAUUCUUCACAUGGAGAACUGGGGGAAAAACGUUUUUUUUUAAAUAAAUAAAAAGAUUCCCUUCAAAGUG
Messenger RNA from Hippoglossus stenolepis (Pacific halibut), 2537 nucleotides. Its product is annotated as proline-rich protein 18-like. The transcript has 2 exons. The coding region runs from base 86 to 904 and encodes 272 amino acids. The record is from RefSeq and is a predicted model, not a curated record. NCBI's taxonomy places the organism in Eukaryota, Metazoa, Chordata, Actinopteri, Pleuronectiformes, Pleuronectidae.